Molecule: messenger RNA, 1225 nt
Organism: Carica papaya (papaya)
Lineage: Eukaryota; Viridiplantae; Streptophyta; Magnoliopsida; Brassicales; Caricaceae
Source: RefSeq, a predicted model, not a curated record
UUUCACUUUGUUUUUAUUUUCAGUCCCCGAAGUUGACGAGUCUGUUUUGCGAUUUGAUUUGGAGGAGAGAGACGCAGAGAGAGGAGCGUUGAAGAGAAUGGAGAUGGUCAAGUGAUGAUCAACAAAAGAGCUUGUUAGAGAGGAAGAAUAAUGGAUGACAGAGGAGGCUCAUUUGUCGCUGUAAGGAGGAUUUCUCAAGGUCUCGAGCGAGGCAACACUUGUCAUUCAACUUCCGCAGAGGUUGUGGCAGGAUCAGCAGCAUGGCUGGGGCGAGGUCUUUCAUGUGUUUGUGCGCAGAGAAGAGAGAAUGAUGCUCGUCCUUCGUUUGAUUUAACUCCUUCCCAGGAGGAAUGCUUGCAGAGGCUGCAGAACCGUAUAGAUGUAGCAUACGACAGUUCAAUUCCUGAACACCAGGAUGCUUUAAAGGCUUUAUGGAGUCUUGCCUUUCCUGAAGAAGAACUACGUGGUUUAAUAUCUGAACAAUGGAAGGAAAUGGGUUGGCAGGGAAAGGAUCCAUCAACAGAUUUUAGGGGUGGUGGUUUUAUAUCAUUGGAGAACUUGUUGUUCUUCGCUAGAAAUUUUCCGAAAUCCUUCCAGGAUCUUCUUCGAAAGCAGGAAGGUGAUCGGUCAGUCUGGGAAUACCCUUUUGCUGUAGCUGGUGUUAAUAUUACAUUCAUGCUCAUUCAGAUGCUUGAUCUUGAAGCAGUGAAACCAAGAACAAUGGUGGGGGCAACUUUUCUCAAGUUCCUUGCAGAAAAUGAAUCAGCAUUUGACCUUCUUUACUGUAUCACAUUCAAGCUAAUGGAUCAUCAAUGGCUUGCUAUGCGUGCAUCAUAUAUGGACUUCAAUACAGUAAUGAAAUCUACACGUCGUCAACUGGAGAGGGAACUUAUGCUUGAAGACCUAACGCAAUUGGAAGACGUGCCUUCGUACAGUCUUCUUAGCCAGUAGUACAUAGAUAAAGGGCCAGUAGCAGGAAGAGAUGCAAUGUCAUCAUCUUUCAUUUCCUUGGUUUACUGUCUUCCUACCUCCAUGUUCCUCCAUGUUCCUUUUUUAACAAGAUGUCUACACGCACGUUCCCGUUUAAAUUUUUGAAAACGGAUUUUGGUUUCUCAAGCGUUCCUCUGAAAUAUUAAAGGAAAUGGUUCCCACUUUGUAAGUUUGACACCAGCGAUCGAUAUAACGUCUUACAUAAGUGCAUAAUGUGACAGGACGUUUUGGCCAA